Molecule: messenger RNA, 1173 nt
Organism: Symbiodinium pilosum
Lineage: Eukaryota; Dinophyceae; Suessiales; Symbiodiniaceae
Source: the annotation of a GenBank genome assembly
AUGACGCUUGAUAGCUUCUUGGAACAACGAGUCCAGCAGCUGGUAGAAGAGGCGCUGAGGUGCCGGUCGUCCGGCUCGACUGGUCCCGAAGUGCAGAAGCAACUGGAUGAUCUCAGAUCCCAGGUCUCACUGCAGAGCAAGGAGAUCGCGCAGCUUCGCGAACGCCUGGAUGCAGCUGAAAGCUUGGUGAAGACCCUUGAUAACGAGGGUAGACGCACAAGAGCAACACAGCCUCGCAAAACAUGUGGAGACAAUUCGGUCAGCGAAGCAGGCAAGGAGCUGCAAGGCAAAGUGACGCUGAAAGUAGGUUCGCAAAAGUUCCAUACAUCUGCGGAGACACUGAAAAUCUUCCCAGAGUCAUGGUUUGCUCUCCUGGCUUCUGGUCGUGUUCCACAAAAGGUGGAGGAAGAUGGGAGCAUUUUUGUCGAUGCCAGCAGCAAGACUUUUCCGCACGUGCUGGAGUAUCUCAGGUGUGGGGGCAAGAGCUUUACUAUAAAUGGUAUACCUCCGGCAGCACGAGAUGAGCUUCUUCGCCAGGCACAGUAUUUCAUGCUCGAUGGAUUGGAGAGAAUGCUGCGAGGCGUCCAUGUAUAUGCCUCGCAUGACAUGACCCUUGAGGACCAUGGUGCGUUGUUGCAAGGCAGAAAGCAUUCGGCUGCCACAUUAGAUGUUCCAGAUCCAAACAACUUUCAAAUCAGCUUGUCUUUCAAGAAUGGCAAGGCUUACAGCCCAAGUACGUCUGUAUUGAUAGGGGUUGCCCCAAUCGAUGCGUUGCUGGAUUGCACCUGGGAGAGUAGACACAUUGGUCCACGGAAGCUGACUGUGCCACCGGUCGCUGAUGCAGGGCUGUUUGUACGCGUUGCGUCCGAAUCUCUGGAAGUGUUGAAUACUUCUGCACAGUAUGAUGUCAGGCACUACAGGUAUCAAUUGUCCUCAGGAAGCCGAGUGGAAACUGUUAAAGUCUGCUUCGAAAGAACCACCGAGAUUUGCAAAAUUGCUUUUCGUGUGAUGUAUUAUGCCGCAGAGCCAUGCAAGUGGAACACGCUGCAAAGCACUCUUACGACCAGGUCAUGGGAUGUGACAACAGCAGAUUUCGGGCUCACAUCGCAGGCCGAUUACAGGCCUGUACUUUUCUUCGACGAGCCAGGUUGGCUGAAGAUCGAGAAAGCUUGA